Messenger RNA from Cokeromyces recurvatus, 1212 nucleotides. RefSeq lists its product as uncharacterized. The record is from RefSeq and is a predicted model, not a curated record. Gene Ontology annotation, biological process: regulation of intracellular signal transduction; cellular response to L-arginine. The coding region runs from base 56 to 1096 and encodes 346 amino acids. Gene Ontology annotation, cellular component: cytosol. The transcript has 4 exons. Lineage: Eukaryota; Fungi; Mucoromycota; Mucoromycetes; Mucorales; Mucoraceae.
UUUAUUUUCUCUUUUUAUUUUUCAUUUAUUUAAAUGUUUAAUAUAGUACUUUCUCAUGAUUCUCGUAUUAUCUCCCCGGGUGAAAGUUCUCCAUUUUCCAAGUUCUCAUUUAGUUCAUGUUACUCAUGCCAUUGUAAAACUUUUAUUGUUCAGCAAUACAAAUGCAAGUGACUACUUUUUUUCUUUUACUGAAAACGCAUAUGGCAUUUCUGUAGUUGCAGAUCAGUAUGUAAUUGAAAAUGAUUUUUUACCAGCACUAAGGGAGGCACAAUGUCCCAACAUGGAUGUUCCUGAAAGUGUGCAUCGUAUUUUACAAGUUGAUGAUGAAGGAGGACAAGAAUUAAGUGGAAAACGAAUUAGUGAGAUUUCUGAACCUUUAGCUGAAGGUCGCUUUUCAAUCUUGUAUAUAUCCACAUAUCAAACAGAUUUUGUAUUAGUUCGUGAAUCAAAAUUAAAUAAAGUAGUAAAUACACUAAGGCAGAAUGGAUUUGAGGUGGAAGAGGAGGAAAACCAGAUUAACGAAUUGGAUCAACAAGCAUCGUUGGAUGAAGUAGAGGCUAACAUCAAUGAUUCGUUAUUACCUGUAGAUCCAACACAAUUCUUAUUAGAAAUAAAUGUACUAGACAACGAAUUGCAAUGUGUAGGAUUGAAUCGACAUUAUCGUUCUAGUUGGAUUCAUACUAUUAUAAAAAUAUUAUGUUAUCCAGAUUUAAUUCAGGGCGAUCAUAAUUCAAGCUUGAAUCAUAAAAGGUUUUGCUCAUUUGUUGCUACAAGUGAAUAUAUAUCAUUGAUUGCAGAUACAAGAAUUAUUGGUACAAUCGAAGAAGAAGACGCGAUUAUGAGAGAACAAGAUGGAUCUACGUUAAGAAUUAUUCAAGUUUGUUUCUCAGGGUCUAACAUCGAAAGAUGUGGUAUUGUUCGCUACAUUUCAAAACCCUUAGCUAUUGAUUCUCAUGUCAACAUGUUAUAUUUGAGUACAUUUAUGACUGCAAAUAUUAUUGUGUCUGCAGAUGAUUUAGAAAGGGCAGUUAAUAUUCUAUCAAUUCCUCAACAACCAGAUUCACCUGUUAUAAAUAUUUCGAGGACAUUAUCUUGAUAGUUGACUAUAUGUAUCUUAUAUUCUAUAAGUCUUACUACAAUUGCUACUAUUUUAUUGUUUAUGAAAAUAUAUCAAGCAUACAUAUACUUUACUAGAAAUAAAAAUUUUUUUUU